This is a messenger RNA of Astyanax mexicanus (Mexican tetra), 3845 nucleotides long. It is a transcript of the gene pgm5, whose product is annotated as phosphoglucomutase 5. The transcript has 11 exons. The coding region runs from base 179 to 1882 and encodes 567 amino acids. Gene Ontology annotation, biological process: striated muscle tissue development; carbohydrate metabolic process; myofibril assembly. Gene Ontology annotation, molecular function: phosphoglucomutase activity; magnesium ion binding. The record is from RefSeq and is a predicted model, not a curated record. Lineage: Eukaryota; Metazoa; Chordata; Actinopteri; Characiformes; Acestrorhamphidae. Gene Ontology annotation, cellular component: sarcolemma; adherens junction; cytosol.
AAAAGUUUGGACAGUGUGAUGCGCGCUCUCGUCGCUCGUGCACACGCGCGCGCGCCCCGCUGAAGUUCCCCCGCGCGCUCCUGUCUCUCUCUCUGAGUUUAUAUACAGUAUUAUAGAUUAAUAUCUGAUCAGUAUUAAAGGAUUUAUCGAUUAUUGAUCAGACAGCGGCUCGCGGAACAUGGAGACCACCCCCAUCCCCGUGCUGACCGUGCAGACCACUCCGUUCGAGGACCAGCGGCCGGGCAGCACCGGGCUGCGGCGGCGGACCGCGGUGUUCGAGACCCAGAAGAACUUCCUCCAGAACUACAUCCAGAGCCUGCUGUCCGCCAUCGACCUGCGGGACCGCCAGGGCUGCACCAUGCUGGUGGGCAGCGACGGCCGCUACUUCAGCCGAACCGCCAUCGAGGUGAUCGUGCAGAUGGCAGCUGCCAACGGGAUCGGACGGCUGGUGAUCGGACACAACGGCAUCCUGUCCACUCCAGCCGUGUCCUGCAUCAUCAGGAAGAUCAAAGCCAUCGGCGGGAUCAUCCUCACCGCCAGUCACAACCCCGGAGGCCCGGGCGGAGACUUCGGGAUCAAAUUUAACAUCGCUAACGGAGGUCCGUCUCCAGAUACAGUGAUGGAGAGGAUCUAUCAGGUGAGCAGGACUCUGGAGGAGUACGCCAUCUGUCCCGACCUGCACAUCGACCUGUCCCGCCUCGGACGCCAGGACUUCGACCUGGAGAACAAGUUCAAGCCUUUCCGGGUGGAGAUCGUGGAUUCGGUGGAGAUCUAUCUGAACAUGCUUCGUGGGAUUUUUGAUUUUGGAGCGAUUAAGAACCUCCUCACGGGUCCAGAUCAGCUGAAGAUCCGAAUCGACGCCAUGAACGGAGUGAUGGGUCCGUACGUGAGGAGGAUCCUGUGUGAUGAACUGGGGGCUCCGGUGAACUCGGCGGUGAACUGUGUUCCUCUGGAGGAUUUCGGGGGGCAGUACCCCAAUCCCAACCCCACCUUCGCCGUCUCGCUGAUGGAGUCCAUGAAGGGUGGAGAAUUCGGGUUCGGCGCCGCGUUCGACGCAGACGGGGACCGCUGUAUGAUUCUGGGUCAGAAUGGAUUCUUCGUGAACCCGUCUGAUUCGCUGGCUGUGAUGGCAGCCAACCUAUCCUGCGUCCCGUACUUCAGACAGGUGGGCAUCAGAGGAUUCGCCCGCAGCAUGCCCACCAGCACCGCCCUGGACAGGGUAGCUAAGGCUAUGAAGGUGGCUCUGUAUGAAACUCCUGCUGGCUGGAGGUUCUUUGGGAAUUUGAUGGAUUCGGGCAGAUGCUCGUUUUGUGGAGAGGAGAGCUUUGGAACAGGAUCAGAUCAUAUCCGGGAGAAGGACGGUCUGUGGGCGGUGCUGGUGUGGCUCUCCAUCAUAGCUGUGAGGAAACAGGGGGUGGAGGAGAUCGUCCGGGACCACUGGGCCAAACUGGGCCGGAACUAUUACUGCAGGUUUGAUUAUGAAGGUGUGGAUCCCAGAGCAGCGUUUUACCUGAUGAGAGAUCUGGAGGGCGUGGUCACAGACAAGGCCUUCGCCAAUCAGAAAUUCGCUGUGGGGAAUAAUGUGUACAGCGUGGAGAAAGCGGACAGCUUCGAGUACAUCGACCCGGUGGACGGCAGCGUUUCACGAAACCAGGGCCUGAGGAUCAUCUUCACCGACUCGUCCCGGAUCAUCUUCAGGCUCAGCGGUUCUGGAGCCGGAGUCGGAUCCACCAUCCGAAUCUACGCCGAGAGCUACGAACGAGACCCUGAGAGACACAGCCGAGAAACACAGGUGGUUCUGGGUCCUCUGAUCGCCAUCGCUCUGAAGAUUUCUGAUAUCCACGAGCGGACGGGUCGCCGGGGCCCAACCGUCAUCACCUGAUCCGGGCACGGCGCCGCGCACCAGGGGCCAAAGCACCAGCCUUUCCUCCAGGAUCUGGUCUCCACAUCCUCUUCCUCACGGUCUUCCUCACACUCUUCCUCACCCCGCCCACCACCUCACCGCCCUGCAGCCGAGCCCGGGUUCCUUCGCUCUGCAGAACCUCACCGGCGUUUUUACACUGUUUAUGUUUUUGCUGCUGUUCCACAAACUAAACUACGUCCCUCUAUAUAAAUAUAUAAAUAUAUAUAUUUCUAUUUCUAAAUCCCAACUUUAUUUCCAUUCACCCCAAAUCAUCUUCCUCUUUCUUUGUUUUAAAGCCUCUGGGAACCAACAUUUUUAUCAUUUACAUUAUUAGUUAUUUCUUUAUUUUGUGAUAUCAAUUUAAUCUGUCUCCACAGCGUAAAUAAGCGCUCCUAGAAUCUUUAGCAUAACCCUGACCAAUCACAGUGCUAACCUGGCUCCGCCCUCUCUUUGAGUCUGAGCAACGUCGUGAGCUAAAGUUAAAGCUAAAGCUAAACCUAGAGUUAUAAAGCUAAACAUUAAGAAUUAAAGUUAAACCUAAAGCUAGAGCUAAACCUAAAUGUUAAACCUGAAUAGCUAAAGCUAGAGAUAAACAAGGCAAGGUAAAUUUAAAGGUAAAGCUAAACCUGGAGUUCUAAAGCUACAACUAAAUCUGGAGAAAGCUGACAUGAUAACACAAACAAAGGUUUUUUUUCGCCUGUCACUAAUGAAUGUUCAUUAGAAUAUGAGGACCACGCACACAUCACUCUCAGAGACCUCUGGUGAAUUUUGGUGAGAGUUUAUUAUGUUAUAUAAACUUUGAUAAACACUUUAUUUAAUACCAAAAAUUAAUAUUAGAAACAAAACAUUUUUUUCCAGGGGCUUUAAAGCUAAACACUGAUGAGUGUAAAUCAGUAAAGAACCUAAAAGGGAGCAGGAGGAAGUGUGUGUAUAUUGUGUGUUUUCUGUGUGUUUUGUUUGUAUAUUGUUUUUUACCCACACUGCAUCAUUAUUACCCGUGGUUUAAUGUGGUUUAAUGUGGUUUAAUGGUCUGUACGUGACCGGAUCAGCUAAAUGUGGUGAUGGUGGAGAUGAGUGUUUACUGCUUUCACUCUCAGACAUUUACAGCUCCAGACUAUUGUUUUACUACAUCAUUUACAUUUUACCACCACAGCAUAUAAACUUUACUGUUCAGAAAUUCCAGAACAUCCGUAAUUUACACAACUAUGAUAAAAUCACCCCUCAGAUCAGCCUGAGGAUGAAUUUAAAUCCUUUCUUCUCUUUUAUUUCUAAUAAAGAAGCAGAAUAUCUGCUGUGCUGCUCCUCAGCUGCAGCUGAAACGCUGUAGAAAAUUCAGAAAUAAUACAAAAUUAUUCAAUAUUAAGUAUUAUAAUAAAUAUUAAGUUCUAUCUUGGGUUCAGACUAAUUUAUACACAGCGUUUAAACAACCUCUCACACAAGAUAACACCUCACAACUUAUACAGGUGUUGGUGUUCCCAAGCCAUACUUUAAGGGAACACGUAAUCACAUUUUUAUUUACAUACAGCUGUCCCAUGACUUUUGGCAUGCUCGUGUAUGAGGUCAGGAUAUGGUUGUGAAUCAGUUUUAAUACAGGUCUGAUGAAAGAUGAAUUCAGGGCCGUCAGUAAAUAAUGAGGGAAUAACUGAUCACAGUAUUAUAAUAAUGCAGGAUGUGAUGCGUAUGAAGCAUGUUAUUGUUGAGAUUAUAUUACGGUUUGUUUUCUGAUACACUGGGUUUGUUUUGAUAAAUCCACUCUCACUUUUUGAAAUGUGAAAUAUUGCAAUAUGAAACUAUAUCUCUCCAAAUAAACACAACUAUUGAUCCAGUUCAGGAGAAUAACGGGAAAGAAGCGUAUUACAGAGAGCAAUGCUAAAUGCUAAUGCUAAUGUAUUUAAUUUUGUAUCCAAUGUUUUACUUUAAUAAACUGUUUUAUUUGUGUGAA